Cokeromyces recurvatus is the source of this 1726-nucleotide messenger RNA. RefSeq names its product WD40-repeat-containing domain protein. Gene Ontology annotation, molecular function: ubiquitin protein ligase activity; protein binding. The transcript has 5 exons. The coding region runs from base 22 to 1527 and encodes 501 amino acids. Lineage: Eukaryota; Fungi; Mucoromycota; Mucoromycetes; Mucorales; Mucoraceae. The record is from RefSeq and is a predicted model, not a curated record. Gene Ontology annotation, cellular component: cytoplasm; Prp19 complex; U2-type catalytic step 1 spliceosome. Gene Ontology annotation, biological process: DNA repair; protein ubiquitination; mRNA splicing, via spliceosome.
CACAUUACAUAAAUUAUAACCAUGUUUUGUGCUAUUUCUGGUGAGGCACCUGAACAACCAGUUGUGUCUUUAAAAUCGGGACAUGUGUUUGAAAAGAGAUUGAUCGAAAAAUAUAUUUCUGAAAAUGGCAAAGAUCCCAUUAAUAAUGAAGAAAUGACAGUUGACGAUUUACUCGAAAUUAAGUCAACUCCUGAAACUGUCAAGCCUCGUCCCCCUAAGUUAUCAUCUGUUCCAUCAAUUUUAUCUGCUCUCCAGGAUGAAUGGGACAGUGUUAUGCUUGAAUCUUUCACCCUUAAGCAGCAAUACCAACAAGUACGUCAAGAAUUAUCUCAUGCAUUGUAUCAAAAUGAUGCAGCUACAAGAGUCAUUGCUCGCUUAAAGAAAGAACGCGAUGCUGCUAGAGAAGCACUUGCUAAUGUUCAAGCUCAUUUAGGUACUGCUGCAGCUACACCUGCUGCUGCUGCUGAAGAAUCUAUGGAUGUUGAUGCUAAUGGUUUACCUGAAGAAGUAAUUGAAAAAAUGACCAAGACCAGUGAGGAACUUUCUCAAAAUCGUCGUUCAAAGAAGAAGCCUCCUGUUGAAUUUGCUUCAAUUGAUUCUGUUAAAACAUACACACAAACAUCUACAAUUCCUUCUCUUCAUUCAUCUCGUUCACCUGGUAUUACAGCAAUGGAUGUUAGUCAAAAUGGCAACUUUAUUUUGACAGGUGGUAAUGAUAAACAUGUUCAAAUAUAUAAUAAGGCAGAGGAUAAAGUGGUUGCUAAUCUUGCUGGUCAUACCAAGAAGGUAACUGCCGUCAAAUUCAGAGGCUUAGAAGAAGAAAAUGAUAUCUGUUUAAGUGCUGGUGCUGAUAAGCAUGUUCGUCUUUGGAUCCCUGAUGAAAAGAAAGGAUAUAAGCUUGGUCAUAACAUUAAUGCUCAUAAGAGUGAUGUUACUGGCCUUGAUGUACACCCUACACGAGAUUAUUUUGUUAGUGCAGGUUUAGAUAACAAAUGGAAUUUUUAUGAUUUCGAAACUGCCAAACCUAUUGUCGAAGUGUAUAAUACUGAAGGAGAAACAAGCUAUACCUCUGUUUCCUUCCAUCCUGAUGGUAUGAUCCUUGGUCUUGGUACAUCAGAUGCUGCUGUUCAAAUUUGGGAUAUUAAGUCUCAAAAGGUAGCUGCUACUUUUGGUGAGCUUACUGGCAAGGUGAAUGCAAUUGCCUUCUCAGAAAACGGUUAUAUUUUGGCUACUGCUUCAGAGGAUAACCUCGUUAAACUUUGGGAUCUCCGUAAAUUAGCAAAUACAAAGACAUUCACUUUGGAUGAAGGUUGUAAAAUCAAUUCUCUUGCCUUUGAUAACUAUGGACAAUACCUUGCUAUUGGUGGUACUGAUAUUCGUGUUUUGAAGGCUAAAGAUGGUUCAGAUAUUGUAACCUUUAAUGAAAAUACAUCUGAAAUUACUGGUUUGCAUUGGUCACCUCUUGCACAAGGUUUAAUGAGCUCAAGUUUAGAUCGUACUAUUCGUUUCUAUAGUGCUGCAAAUUAAUAAUAAUAAUAAUAUAUAUGGAUGUAUGUAUGUAUUCAUCAUUUAGUAGUACUUUUCUUUUUGAUUUUUUUCUAUCAUCAUAUAUAAUAUUAUAUAAGCAUAUUUAUACUAUGAUAUGUUUGUAUAUACAUGAUUGAUUUUUUUUUAUUGCUAUUAUGAAUGCAACUGUAUAUUUAUAAAUAAAUAUGAACAAAUAAUA